GUGACGGCGCUGCUGGCGCUGACGGAGGGCGCGCACUUCCAGAGCAACGGCCUGCUGUACGUGACGGAGAAGCUGCGCCUGGGGCCGCACGGCGCCACCUCGCUGGUGGUGCGCGUCGUCGUCACCAGCCCCGGCACCAAGAACAUGACCGCGGAGGUGUCUGGCUACGCGAGCGACUCGUGCCUGGGCGGCGGCGGCGGCGGCGGUGGUGGCAGUGGUGCGAGUGGUGCGGCGGCCAACAGUUCGCUGGUGGCGUCUGUGCUGCGCGCGGCGGCGGUGGCGGUGCGGCCGGAGGGGCUGAAUGUGGUGGUAUCGUCAGCAGAGGACUUCCGCUUUGAGUUCGUGGCGGCGCCGCGUGGCCGCGCUGAGCUCGUGUUCGAAGUGCGCGCGGCGGCGUCUGCGCACGUGGCGCUGUCCGACGUGCGCUACACCAGCGACCGCAUGUACCAGGUGGUGCUGGGCGACCUCGACAACUCCGUCUCCUGGAUUGGACGCGGGAAGCACGGGUACGGCGUGCACCUGGCGACGACGAGCAGCCCUCACGUGCUGUCGGCGUCCGCGUUCCGCGCCUUCUGGGUGCGCUGGAGCGGCGGCGCCGUGUCGGUGGGGCGCGGCGCGCAGCCGGGGCUGCGCACGCUGCUGUCGUGGCGCCUCGACCGCAAGCUGCGCGUGCAGCACGUGGGCUUCGCCUCCGCCUUCGGACGCGCAGCGGAGUUC
Messenger RNA from Gryllus bimaculatus (two-spotted cricket), 717 nucleotides. NCBI's taxonomy places the organism in Eukaryota, Metazoa, Arthropoda, Insecta, Orthoptera, Gryllidae. The record is from the annotation of a GenBank genome assembly.